AGCACAAUGCCCAGGACAAGCCCCUCCGUCGGUAGGAACCUGACAGACAUGAGCUCCGACAGAUGAUAUGGAAGGAUUCGGUCCAAAUGUUGCAUCGAGGCAAUAAUAGGCCAGGCAGGAAAUUGGAGUAAAGCUGAAACAGAAGGCUUUGCUACCCAUCAGCUUGGCGGCUUGUGUGAAUAUAUGUGAAUAUAGAAGUGCCUAUGGCGGAGUUCGGGGAGGACGGCAGCCUGCCUCCGGUGAACGCCGGGGGUUCGGCCGUGCACAGCGACGAGGCGGCGGGCAAGACGCAAUGCGAAGGGUCGGUCCUUAACGGAGACUGUGGUGGCUCCGGAGCCCCGGUCACACCUGGAAGCCAAGCCGUGGUGGAGGCUGCCAACACCUCUGACAUACCUCGCAGGAGCAGCAUUAUCAAGGAUGGCUCAAGACAACGCAAAGAAAGAAAGAAGACUGUGUCAUUCAGCAGUAUGCCCACGGAGAAGAAAAUCAGCAGUGCAAGUGACUGUAUAAGUGCAAUGGUGGAAGGAACUGAACUCAAGAAAGUGCGGUCCAAUUCACGUAUUUACCAUCGCUACUUCCUCCUCGAUGCUGACAUGCAGUCAGUGAGAUGGGAGCCUUCAAAGAAGGAGUCAGAGAAAGCAAAAAUAGAUGUGAAAUCGAUUAAGGAGGUUAGGACAGGGAAAAAUACAGACACUUUUAGAACUAAUGGAACCUAUGAUCAGAUAUCAGAAGACUGUGCUUUCUCAAUAAUCUUUGGGGAGAACUAUGAGUCCCUGGACUUGGUUGCAAACACUGCAGAUGUAGCUAACAUCUGGGUUACAGGGCUGAGAUACCUGAUAUCCUAUGGAAAACACACUUUGAAUAUGAUAGAGACCAGCCAAAACCACAUGCGUUCAUGUUGGCUUGGUGAAAUUUUUGAUGAGGCUGAUGUUAACAACAGCAAACAAAUCUCAAUAUGUGCUGCUGUGCUGCUGGUUAAAAACUUAAAUCCAGGACUUAAAAAUGUUAAAAUAGAGCUCAAGUUCAAGGAGCUCCACAAAGCUAAAGACAGAGUUGGUUCUGAUGUGACAAGAGCAGAAUUCAUCGAGGUCUUUCAUGAUUUGUGUACAAGACCAGAGAUUUAUUUUCUCUUUGUUCAAUUUUCUAGCAACAAAGAAUAUCUGGAUACAAAGGACCUCAUGAUAUUUCUUGAGGCAGAGCAGGGUAUGGCACAGGUCAGUGAGGACACCAGCAUAGAGGUCAUUCAGAAACAUGAACCCUCUAAAGAAGGCCAGCUCAAGGGUUGGCUUUCUCUUGAUGGAUUCACCAACUAUCUCAUGUCUCCAGAGUGCCAUAUAUUUGAUCCUGAACACAAAACAGUAUGCCAAGACAUGAACCAGCCGCUGUCCCACUAUUACAUCAAUGCCUCCCACAACACAUACCUGAUAGAAGACCAGUUUAGAGGCCCCUCUGAUGUGACAGGAUAUAUCCGUGCCCUCAAGAUGGGCUGUCGCAGCGUGGAGCUGGAUGUGUGGGAUGGGCCUGAUAACGAGCCAGUUAUUUACACUGGUCAUACAAUGACCUCACAGAUUGUCUUUCGCAGUGUUAUUGACGUCAUCAACAAGUAUGCCUUCGUUGCAUCUGAGUAUCCUCUUAUUCUGUGUUUAGAGAACCACUGUUCCUUAAAGCAGCAGAGAGUCAUGUUCCAGCAUCUCAAGAAGAUCCUUGGAGACAAGAUUUACAUAGAUCCCCCAAAAGCUGAUGACUGCUACCUCCCCUCACCUUCUGAACUGAAAGGAAAGAUCUUGUUGAAAGGUAAAAAACUGAGCAUGAACUGCACCGCAUCAGAAGGGGAAGUAACAGAUGAGGAUGAAGGGGCAGAGAUGUCUCAAAGGAUGAGCAUCGAGUCUACAGAGCAACAGACAUUUGCACCCAAGAAAUUUCAACUUUCAAAGGAUCUGUCAGACCUAGUAACUUUGUGUAAGUCCGUGGAGUUCAAAGACUUCCCAACAUCUUUUCAAAGCCAGAAACACUGGGAACUAUGCUCUUUCAAUGAGGUGUUUGCCAGUCGCUUUGCCAAUGACUUCCCAGGCGACUUUGUGAACUACAACAAGAAGUUCUUGGCCAGAGUAUACCCCAGCCCCAUGCGGAUUGACUCCAGCAAUAUGAAUCCCCAAGACUUCUGGAAGUGCGGUUGCCAGAUUGUGGCAAUGAACUACCAGACUCCAGGCCUGAUGAUGGAUUUAAACAUUGGCUGGUUCCGUCAGAAUGGGAACUGUGGCUAUGUGCUACGUCCAGCUAUUAUGAGGGAGCAGGUUUCUUAUUUUAGUGCCAACACUAAAGAUUCAGUGCCUGGUGUGUCCCCACAGCUUUUACACAUUAAGAUCAUCAGUGGACAAAAUUUCCCCAAACCCAAAGGCUCAGGUGCCAAAGGUGAUGUAGUAGACCCCUACGUCUAUGUGGAAAUCCACGGCAUUCCUGCUGACUGCGCUGAACAAAGGACUAAAACUGUCAACCAGAACGGGGACAACCCUCUGUUUGAUGAGAGCUUUGAGUUCCAAAUAAACCUCCCUGAGCUUGCGAUGGUGCGUUUUGUGGUGCUAGAUGAUGACUAUAUUGGCGAUGAAUUUAUCGGCCAGUACACCAUCCCCUUUGAGUGUCUCCAGCCUGGUUUCCGUCAUAUACCACUCCAGUCUCUCACAGGGGAGGUUUUGCCACAUACAUUGUUGUUCGUUCAUGUGGCCAUAACCAAUCGAAGGGGAGGUGGCAAGCCACACAAAAGGGGUCUUUCUGUUCGGAAGGGCAAGAAGUGCAGAGAGUAUGCCAGCAUGAGAGUACUGCUGAUCAAGGCUAUAGACGAUGUUUUCAAAACAGCCAUGCAGCCACUGAGAGAGGCAACAGACCUCCGGGAAAACAUGCAGAACGCCAUAGUGUCCUUCAAAGAGCUGUGUGGCCUUUCAGCGGUGGCUAACCUGAAGCAGUGCCUCUUGGCUCUCUCUCCUCGCCUGACGGGACCCGACAACAGUCCCCUGCUGGUGUUCAACCUCAUCGACCAGUACCCCAACCUGGAGCCCCAAGGCCUGCUCCCAGAGGUCCUGAAGAAGGUCGUCACCACCUACGACAUGGUGAUCCAGACCAGCAAGACUCUGUUAGAGACCUCUGAGGGGGUGUACGAGAGGAUCCUCCAAACCCAGAAAGCAGCCAUGGAAUUUCACGAGAACCUGCACGACUUGGCUGUGAAAGAGGGGUUAAAGGGCAGGAAGUUGCACAAGGCUGUGGAGAGCUUCACAUGGAACAUCACCAUCCUGAAGGGUCAGGCUGAUCUACUGAAACGAGCUAAGAGUGAAGUCCAGGAGAACCUGAAGCAGAUCCACUACGCCGCACUCACCUGUAACCUGAGUAAAGGCGGUCCGGUGGGCGGUUCCUCCAGUUCCACCGACUCCAGGAGCAGACGCAGCCUUGAGGCCAUUCCUGAGAAGGCCAUAGCGGAGGAGCUCAGCGACGACGACAACUGAACACCAUGGUCCUGGUCUGGACCAUGGAUCAGGACCUGCAGCCACGGUCCUGGUCUGGGCCUCUACAGCCACGCUCCUGGUCUGGACCUCCACACACACGGUCCUGGUCUGGACCUCUGCAGCCACAGCCCUGAUCCGCCCCAGCACCCGCUGCCCCCCACCUCCACUUCCACCACCACCUCAGAACCACAGUUCUGCCAUCUCAGUGGGUCCAAGUCCACCCUUUUCAUUCCACAUUCACACACAGGUCUCCAUGGAAACAAACCCUGCUCAACAUGUGAUCACACCCCUCUGACACUCAUGCUUGAGCCAAGUAAAGUUUUGAAUAAAUGUGCCCAAGUUGGACUCUGUACUUUAUACAGACACACUGAUAGUAUAACACCAUGAAAGAUGAUGCAUUAUCAGGUGUACAUGUACGCACAGGUGACAAAUGGAAGGAAGAGACAGAUGGGAUGAUCGUACCCUCAUCCAUAGGACACAAGGACACAUGCAGUAAUUAGAUGAAAGACACGUGACAGUGUUCACGUACUGGAAACCAAACCUCAGCCCUUAGACACUGUCUAUACACUGACUGUCACUGGUACACCUCUGCAUUUAUAUCCUCACAAAAUUAAAUAUACAUGAUACUUUUCUUUUUAAAAAUAUUCACCAUAUAAACCAACAAAGACCAACAGUACAGUGAAGCAGGCAUUUUCAUGUGAAUUUAAGUUAAAAAGAAUAGCUUAAUAAAGCAUCAGUAGUUGACAGUGACCAGACAAACAUUUGGUUUAUUACAACACACUGGUUGCAUUUUGAUGAGCAAAGACACUGCAAUUUUCUGGAUCUUUCAUAACACAGGAUGCACCCAAAAUUCUGCAUCCUGUGUUUUGACAUUUUUGGCCUGUGGCUGAUUCUGAUCAAGGGUUAUUUUCAGUUAAUUUAUUCUGUUUGCAUUAUUUUUUUUCUUUCUUUCUUUUUUCUUUCUUUCUUUUUUUUUCUUUCAGGCCCUAAACAACAAAUUAAGUCAGAAAUGUAUGUAAUAACCAUGAAUGUAACAACACACACACACCCUGCCCUCAGUAAAAUGUCGGUUGAUGAAUCUGAGAAAAAAUAAACCUCAGUUAAUCAUAGUAGUUCAAUAUCUGUUGUCCAGUCAGAAUAAAAUAUAGAUUAAGGUCAAGUUUAUUUAUAUAGUACAUUUAAAACAACGCAAAGUGCCCAGAGUAUAAAUCUGCAGAUACCAAUGCAAGAUGUGCUAAAACAUACAGGGGAAAUAGAAGUACAUUCCAGUCAUUCACAUAGUGGUGCAUAGUUGACACUAUUCAAACCUUUUGUAACUGUUUUGGAAUUAAAAUUGGGAAUAUAUAUGUAAGGUCAGAUCAGUAAAAUUCUAUUUUAUGGAGGGAUGUGAUUUGGUGUCAAACACCUCCCAAAGAUCCUGGAUGCUAGUUUUCCUUCCAUUAUCACCCGUCUGUACAUGAAUCCCAUCUCAGCACACGUUGGACUUGGUGUGUUCUCAUUGGUCCAUUUAGAACCACACACAUCGCCUUCAUUCCCGGGUGAACUGGGAGUCGACGGCAGCUACUGGACCAUUUAUGACCAGGAUGCUCAGAGACAGAGCAGGACUGAUGGACUGAGCAGAGCUGGAGGAGUUUCCCAAAAGCACAAUUUUUCCAUAGGACUCUGAGAGAUGAGAGAUCGGAGCCAUGAAUGUACCAGGGAACGAGGAGAAAGACGAGGAUAAUGAAGAAGAAAACUCCAUGAGAGUAAAGAGCUGUUUACAAAACUGAACUGUACAUGUUCCUGUCUGCCAAAAUACUAUACUAUAAUAUGUGUAUAUAUAUGGAGUUUCCUGUUACUUUUUUUCUGCAGAGUGCAUCAUUUUAUUAUUGUAAACUUGGAAAUAAGAUUUAUUUUAUAAAGAUAUGUCUGUGGAAUAACUAAACAUAUUUGCCUGUAGCGAUCUGA
Molecule: messenger RNA, 5441 nt
Organism: Sphaeramia orbicularis (orbiculate cardinalfish)
Lineage: Eukaryota; Metazoa; Chordata; Actinopteri; Kurtiformes; Apogonidae
Gene: plcl2
Product: phospholipase C like 2
Exons: 6
Coding region: 204-3494 (1096 amino acids)
Biological process (GO): gamma-aminobutyric acid signaling pathway; phosphatidylinositol-mediated signaling; phosphatidylinositol metabolic process
Molecular function (GO): phosphatidylinositol-4,5-bisphosphate phospholipase C activity
Source: RefSeq, a predicted model, not a curated record